This is a messenger RNA of Scatophagus argus, 2939 nucleotides long. RefSeq names its product coiled-coil domain containing 191 (gene ccdc191). Gene Ontology annotation, molecular function: phosphatase binding. The transcript has 17 exons. The coding region runs from base 252 to 2930 and encodes 892 amino acids. The record is from RefSeq and is a predicted model, not a curated record. Lineage: Eukaryota; Metazoa; Chordata; Actinopteri; Scatophagidae.
GGGACAAUCAGCCUAAAAAAAAGUUAAUCCACUACAUUGCCCAGAAUGCCGUGCGAUAUCGAUGGCAGUUAUGUGUACUGGUCUUUCUUUUCGCGAGGGCCCUUUGUACUGACUUCUGAACACUUUGAGGAUACCUUUUAAAUAGCGUAGUUGGUUAUUGUGGUCGGCGUGUGCUAUUGGUAGAAGAGGGAUCUUUAAAGAUGGCGGUGAUUAAAUUAUAAUAUCAGAGGUGAAGGUCUAUAGUUACAUAGAUGAUGACGUUCCCAGGACACAACCCUCACCUGUUCAGGUGGAGGAGGCUCACCAGGAGGAAAACAUCUGGAGACAACAUGCAGUUGAUGAAUGUUGAUGUUGAACAGUGGAGGCAGCGAGUGGAGAAGGCCUCAGAGUUUGCUGUCUCUGAAGUCUUCCCCCAAAAGAAGCCUCAUUCAAGAGCCAACAGCCUCGCUGUAACAUUGCAAAGCUCUGACCAGCUGAGAGAUCAUGAUGAUGCGUUCAGUGAAGCUCAGGCCCUUCUUAGUGAUUGGCUGAGCAGUAAGUUGCGGCUGGAGCUGGAGAUGGACGAGGAAGAUAACAUGAUGUGCUCCACUGAGAGGAAAAGUCCUGCUGCACUGGCUAGCGCUCAACCUGCCGCUGUGAACUACACCAACUUUGACGAUUUAUACAACUGUCUGGCCGAGGAGGAGGAGCACAGCGCUGUUAACGGCUUCCUACAAGACCUGAUGGAACGAGAGGUGUUGGACUGUAGGGUCAUGGAGGAGCUGGCGCUGGAUGUCGGACAAACAAGAAAGAAGCUCAGAGACCCAAUCGUCACCAUGGAAGCACGACAGCUGCAGGUGCGGGAGAACAGGGCCCGGCGGGAGGCUGAGAGGCAGAGGCAACAGAGAGAGAGGGAGGCUCAGCGGGACGCCAGAGAGGAGGCAAAGAGGAGGGAGCGAGAGGAGGAGACAAGGAAGAAGCAGGAGGCGCGGAGACAGGAGGAGAUGGUGCAGCAGGAGAUGGUGAGACUGCGACGGCAGAUGGAGGAGAAGAGGAGCUGGGAACAGCUGGUUCGACAGAGGGAAAAGAAGAGUGUGGAGGGGCAGAGUGCAGCCAGAAGCCUCCAGUCAGCUCCUCCACUUCCCAUAAAACAGCAGCAGGAAACAGAGCGACUAUACAAAACACAGAAAAGUCAGACCAAGGUUUACAUGCAUAAUCUCAAGUGUCUUCAGAGGCAUUUUUCUGGAUGGUAUUCAGUGGUGUUGGACCGGAGGCUACGUAUGGGUAAGGCCUUGGCCCUCUAUGAUUGGAAGAGGCAGCUGAGAGCGUGGCGAGCGUGGCGGGCAGUGGUGUGGGAAAGCCAAAAGCAGCGAGAAGUGGCGAGAACAGAGCAUGAACUACGAGCCGAAAACAGGCAAUGCCAGCUGGCUGUAGAGAGUGACCGAAGGAGGUUGCUGCGGGUCUGUCUGAAUGAGUGGCAGCUAUGGUGUCGGAUGGAGAAGGACCAACGAGAGCUUUUGGCCCAGCAGCAGGAGACUCGCCGCAAGAUGGCUGCUUUGAUCAAUGCUGCGUCAACAGGCAAACUCAAGGCCCCAGAAACACCAACUUAUCAGCCAGUAAUGGCGCCACCCGAGACAUCUCACCAAACAGAGACCACAGAGAAGGAGGAGCACCACAGGUCAGGCACUUUAGCCCCAAACGCCUCUGCAGUGCAUCAGAACAAGAUCCUUGUGGGUACUGGGGCCCAACCCACUCAGCCAUGGCAGGUGACCCGACGCCACGCAGCACCAACUGCUGCUGAGCUCCAUGAUGCACGGCAGAGAGCUGAGAACGGCGGCUUCACCUGUCCAAAAAGGGCCGCGUCGCUGGAAAGCAGGUUUGAGAACAGACAUGCCGUCCAGCAGCAGAUCAUCGCACAGCAGAGGAAGCUGCUGAAGGAGCAGCAGGAGCAAAUUGCACACCUGAGGGAGGAGCAGAGCAUGAUGGGCCUGGAGCUAGAAAUGGAGAAAACCGCACAGCUCACCAAGCUAUCAGUGCUAAGAGGCUCGAGACCAAAGAGGCCCACUUCUGACCUCACAGAGCAGAGGGCAUCGAGAGUCACUGCAGAACCUGACAGUCUCUGUACACCUCAGAGGAAAGCGGUCACACGCCAGACAAGAACCCAUCCAAUCAUCACGGCCAUGGAGGCCCGCGCACACCGACGUGCAGAGCGGAGGAAGGAAAUCGAGGAGCUCAAGAGAAAAAAGGAAGAGGAAAAAGUGGCUGAGAUGAAAGCUGCUGAGGAGCAGAGGCAGAAGGAGGAGGAGGAGGAGAAACGCACAGCAGCAGAAAAGAAGAAGGAGGAGAAAAGGCGGGAAAGAGAGAGGGAAGAGGAGAAACAGAGGCAGAUGAAAAGGCAACAGGAGCUCCUGAGGCUGGCCCGUCAACACUACCACAGGAAACUGAUGCUGCAUCAAGGCCUGGCGCCAUGGAAACGUCUCAUUCAGCUCAAACAAGACAACAAGCAGCUGGCCGAGAGACACCACAAUGUUUUCCUGCUGAGGAGGUGCACACUAGGCUGGCAGCAAUCAGCAAUAGAGUCCUUGUCUGAGAAAGAAGCUUCUGCUGACCAACUGUACCAGCACUUUUUGCUUCGGAGGAGCUUAAGCUGCUGGAAAAGACUAAAGGACUGGCGGAUGAUUCAAGAGGAGAGAGCAGAGCGUCUUUAUCGCACCCGCACUCUGAGGAGGUUUAUGCUGGCACUGCUGGACCACGUGACCCAGGAGAGACUGGUGGAGUGGGACCGUCAGGAACUGGCUGAGGAGCACAGUAACAGACGGGUGCUGCGGCAAUGUUUCCUGGCCUGGAGGCAGCUUCCAUGUCUACUGCGCAAGGAAAGAGAGAAGGAGGAGCGGCGAGAGAAGCUGGGACGGAGAGUAGCUGAGGUUCUGCCUGAUUUCUGCUCCUUCUGACUGUAAAGC